This is a messenger RNA of Branchiostoma belcheri (Belcher's lancelet), 3699 nucleotides long. RefSeq lists its product as uncharacterized. The transcript is spliced from 5 exons. The coding region runs from base 1 to 3501 and encodes 1166 amino acids. NCBI's taxonomy places the organism in Eukaryota, Metazoa, Chordata, Leptocardii, Amphioxiformes, Branchiostomatidae. The record is from RefSeq and is a predicted model, not a curated record.
AUGUGGUCUAAGACGCUGGGUUCCCCUGCUGUUGCCCUCGUCAUCCUGCUUCUGGUGACCGGCGGUUCUCCCAAUGAGCCCCCGGGGACCACCCCUACAACAGGCCCGGCAGAAAUACUGACAACGUCCGCUGGAACAGUUACUGGCGCUGAGCAAUCUAUCGACGAAUCGGGUGUACCGCUGGAUGGCGGUCUAAACUCCGGGGACCAUGACGCUUCUGCUCCCGAAGAAGCCGGGCACCCCUCCCCGGUGCCUACCGACACGAACACCUGGGUGGUUUCGACAACGACUCAGAACACCAUAGCGGAAGAAUCCGUGGAUCAGACGGUAUCGGACGACAAGCUUAACACUUCCUUUCCUCUCGACCCGCCAGAGAACUCGUCUUUGUCAAAUCACCAAGAAGACGGUGAGAAAGAAACAGCUGAAGACAGCUAUGAUAUUGACGGUUUUCUCCCGGUAUGGGGACCACUCCAAACGCUCUCACCAGAGUUUGAAGUUCAAGAGGAGACCGGGACAGAUAAGCCCCAAGCAGCAACAGACAUUAUGAGCGUGCCAACAGAAGAGAACAAAGCUGGAGAGGAAACAUUUGGGGGCGGCUUUGGAUGGGGUCCUCUCCUCCCACCACCAGAAGACACAAAUGAAGCCACGAUAGAAGUUCAAACUCCAAGCGUCCCUGAAGAUGGUGAUAAAACCGGAGAGGAGACGUUUGGAGGUGGCUUUGGAUGGGGUCCUCUUCUGCCACCACAAGAACCAACUGAAGCCCCGGCAGAAGCUCAGACUCCGAGUGUCUCAAAAGAUGGAGACAAGACUGAAGAACAGCUUACCGGGGAGGAGACGUUUGGUGGCGGGUUUGGAUGGGGUCCUCUUCUCCCUCCAGAAGAACCAAAGGAAGACAAGACAGAGGCUUCGACUCCGAGCGUCCUCAACGAAGGUGACAAGACCGGAGAGGAGACGUUUGGAGGCGGCUUUGGAUGGGGUCCUCUUCUCCCUCCAGAAGAACCAAAGGAAGACAAGACAGAGGCUUCGACUCCGAGCGUCCUCAACGAAGGUGACAAGACCGGAGAGGAGACGUUUGGAGGCGGGUUUGGAUGGGGUCCUCUUCUCCCUCCAGAAGAACCAAAGGAAGACAAGACAGAGGCUUCGACUCCGAGCGUCCCCAACGAAAGUGACAAGACCGGAGAAGAAACGUUUGGCGGCGGCUUUGGAUGGGGUCCUCUUCUCCCACCACAAGAACCAAAUGAAGCCCCGGCAGAAGCUCCGACUCCGAGCGUCCCCAGCGAAGGUGACAAAGCCGAAGACGAAGCGUUUGGCGGCGGUUUUGCAAUUGGAUGGGGUCCUCUUCUGCCACCACGAGAACCAACUGAAGCCCCGAUAGAAACUCCGACGACAAGAAUUUCCGAGCAGGAGAGCGGAGAACAGUUCGGCGUGUUGCGCCCACCUCCACCUGCAUCCAUGGGCGGCGGGCCGAUCGGAUGGGGUCCGCUCCUCCCUCCGAGACCUACCGAACCUCCUCUCUUCAGGGACGUCCUGAACCAAGAAUACGGACGGAAGUACCCUGCGGUGGCCCCGUGUAUAGAGAAGGCCAUGUGCACCUCGAUGCUUGAUCGAGGUGGGCAGAUAGACAUGUUACAAACGAGAUGCCACUGUGACAUCCAAUGCCGAGACUUCCGGGACUGCUGUGUAGACAUAGACGACGUAGAACCGCUCAACACGACCGGCAGCCCCGGCCCAGCAGCCAUCAUCCACCCGGACUCGUGCCGGUGGCGCUGCGGUAGGACUGCCCUCUUUAGUACGGUGUCGUGCGGCUGUGACGCCGGCUGUAAAACAAACAACACCUGCUGUGUCGACUACGUGGACGUCUGUGUCACAGGCAGCGCUAGGAACAGCCGUCAGGACGUCCAUGAGCCCCUGCAGUGUGGCCAUGCCCCCAAUGCCACUGACCACUACUGGAUGGUCGCCAGCUGUCCAGAACGAUACCCUGCCAGCAGAGUCCGAACGCUGUGUGAGGCACCGGGCGACUCUACCGAUGACCUCCUUCUACAAGUACCAGUUGUGGAGAACGUAACAGGUGUGCCGUACAGAAACAUGUUCUGUGGGAUCUGCAACGAGGCUCAAGAAAUGGUGACCUGGGAGACCCACGUCCUCUGCACGCCGGGUCUGGAUGAGGCCAGGGUCCGCACCAACCUGUCGGGCGUCCUCGGCGAAGGUCUGUGUACCCGGCAGGCCUUCAGGCCCAGCAGCACCCUCCCGGCAAGGCGCUGCUUCCCGCCGGUACAACCCAAACCUUCCCUGCGCUCAUCCAGCAUGUGCAAUGCGACAGAAUGCCGGCGUCUCACUGCUAUGGUGUAUCAGAAACAAACAGGCCAACCUUUUCGCAAUGGGUACUGUUUAGGGUGUGUCUAUGACAUAGAUACAGUGGCGUCAGCUGAUACUGCGCUUAGUUGUAAGUCACUGGAUGAAAUCGCUAACCACCAGAGGUUAUUGCACCUUGCACCUCAAUCUUCGGAAAUGUCAGCCAUAAGAUUGGAUGCAAAGGCAGUUGGAGUAGCCGUUGGAGAUUGCGAGAACGACUCUCUCUAUGACCCAUACGAAAAUACAUGUCGGGAUCUCGGUAUUACCUUAAACUUUCAAACGGCAUCAAAGGCACUUGCUGAUCUGUCACAAAAAUACCUUUACAUUGUCUUAAACAUACUCUCCUUGCUUUCUCUGCUGAUGUUCGUCUGCUUUUUGGUCAGGGAAAGAAAACGCCUAAAGCCGUCCGUGGUGGCGAAGAUCAGUCUGUUAGCGGCGCUUGUCCUGGCCCAGGGUAGUCAGAUCUUUGGCGAUGUUUCCUCCUCCCCUGUGAUGUGUAAGGUUUCAGCCGUAGGGAAGCUCCUGUUUUCUCUGGUGGCUUUAAUUACUGUGACGGUGAUCAUGCGUUAUCUCAUGCCUGCCUCAGACACUGCGAUCUUGUCUAAGUGUAAGGUCGCUGCCCAUUUAGCCGGCCCCUGGGCUCUCGCUAUUCUAGUGGUGACGGCCCUUCUUGUGGUUGAUCUUUUGGAUGAUUUGGUUAACUUCGUUAUCGAGUAUGACCAGGGUAGCUGCUGGUUUGACAACUCUGUCCAGGCCGCCAUCCUGCUAGGCGUACCGGCUGCAGUGUUCACACUGAUUAGCUGUUGUUGUUUGGCGGUUGGUUUUGUGGCGCACCGUCGCACUCACACGUCCGUGGUGCAGUUCGCCUGCUUUGCUGAGGGGGCGCUGCUGAUCGUGUUGACAACAGGGGUGUGUGCCGUGGGGGUCCUGGCUGUCACCCAAGCUUCAGCCGCUCUCGAUACUGCCUUCAAGUUCAGCCUGGCCAGCCUGCCGGGCGUUCUGGCCUUGGUUUUCAUUCUCAGCAGCAAGAGGAAUGCGAGUAACACAUGCCGCAAAGAAGCAGCAGUUUCAGGCCCUGAUUCAAACCAGGAGCCCGAUCGAGAGGUUGCUGAGACAGACGUGACAGAGGAUAACGAACAACCUUUGUAGGUCUUAUUGCAAAAUCCAAUAAUCAACCUCUCAAUUAAUCAAUUUAUGGGGUGAAUUAUUGGGUAAUACAAUGUCCGGAAUGAAAAACAGCAGUAAUUUAUAUUGCACGAAUGGCGUAAUUUCAUUUUUUUUAUUGACAUAUGCGAAAUGCGGAACUACCAGGACCGUACGAUAACUUGGCAUCUGGACAAUUGAUAU